Messenger RNA from Myotis daubentonii (Daubenton's bat), 2982 nucleotides. RefSeq names its product coiled-coil domain containing 69 (gene CCDC69). Gene Ontology annotation, cellular component: nucleus; cytoplasm. The record is from RefSeq and is a predicted model, not a curated record. Gene Ontology annotation, molecular function: microtubule binding. NCBI's taxonomy places the organism in Eukaryota, Metazoa, Chordata, Mammalia, Chiroptera, Vespertilionidae.
CUCAAGUCUGCGCUUUCAGGUUCAGUUUCAGGGUCUCGCCCGCAGCCCUGGCCGGCAGGCGCGCAGCCGGCGGCGGGGCCCGGGCGGCAGGGUCCUCUGGGGGCCCCGGAAUUAGGAGGCGGCGUCCGGGAGCCCCCGGAGGAGGAUGGGCUGCGGACACAGCCGGCUGAGCUGCUGCAAACCCCCCAAAAAGAGACGCCAAGAACCAGAUCAGCCACCCAGACCGGAGCCCCAGGAACUAGGUCCCCUCAAUGGGGACACAGCCACAACCGUCCAGCUCUGUGCAUCUGAGGAGGCUGAGCAGCACCAGAAGGAAAUUGCCAGACUUCUCCAGCAGCACGAAGAGGACAAGAAGAAAUGGGCACAGCAGGUGGAGAAGGAGAGGGAGCUAGAGCUUCAAGAGAAACUGGCCGAGCAGCGGAGAGUUCUGGAAGGCGAGCAUGAGGCAGCCCUGCAAGCCCUCCGGACCUCACAGGAGCAAGAGAAGGAAGCCCUUACCCACUCCUUCCAGGAGGCCAAGGCAGCCCUACAGGAGACCAUCGAUGGACUGAGCUCCCAGCUGGAGGCCUUCCAGGCCAAGAUGAAGAGGGUGGAGGAGUCCAUCCUGAGCCGAGACUAUAAGAAGCACAUCCAGGAUUACGGGAGCCCCAGUCAGUUCUGGGAGCAGGAGCUGGAGAGCUUGCACUUCGUCAUUGAGAUGAAGAAUGAGCGUAUUCAUGAGCUAGACAAGCGGCUGAUCCUCAUGGAAACAGUGAAAGAAAAAAACCUGAUGCUGGAGGAGAAGAUCACCACCCUCCAGCAGGAGAACGAGGACCUCCACGUCCGAGGCCGCAACCAGGCGGUUGUGUCCAGGCAGCUCUCGGAGGACCUGCUGCUGGCCCACGAGGCCCUGGAGAAGGAGUCGCAGCUGAGGCGACAGCUGCAGCAGGAGAAGGAGGAGCUGCUGUACCGAGUCCUCGGGGCUGACGCCUCCCCCGCCUUCCCCCUGGCCUCCGUCACGCCCACUGAGGUCUCCUUCCUGGCCACAUAGGCUCAGGGCCUGGCCACCAUGCCGCCUGUGUCACCGCUCCCUCUGCCGGACCUUCCGAGGAGACGGCAGGAGCCUCUCGUUCUGUCCCCGGGAGGGACGGGGUCAGGAGAGAGAUGGGAGCCGGGUGUGUGCCCGGUGAGCCGCGGGGCUUGGGCCACGUAGACUCACCCACGGGCGUUAGAGGCCCCAGGAAGCCUUCCCUCAAGUUGGCCCAGGGAACAAGCAAGAGGAGCCCUUCCGGCCCUCCCCCCUCUCUCUGUUCAAAUCAGGGAGUUUUGAGGCUUUUCCCAGGGGGAGCCUGUGCCGCUUUGAGCAUCGGACAAAGAGGACACAACCUCCUGGUCUUAACUUGUGAGCUUUGCUGCCAGCUCAUCAACCUACCCUUAGAUGUCCGCACUUCUGCCCUGGCCUUCUCUCAGCCUCAGUUUACCGUUCAUCUAAAGCAGAUGGGGGAACUGAGCAAAUGACUCUUACGUCACGACAGUGUCCCAUUCUAGGAUUGUCUGAAGGUCAGAUAGGGACUUCGGGACAGGGGAGGAAGUGGGCCAAACCCUACGAUUCACCUGGGAAAGGGAGCAUCUGGGAGGGGGUCAAUGGAGGCCCUUAGGCUGGCAGUGCCAGGGGCCACCCAUCCAAGGCAGGGUCUGGGCAGGGCAUCAGACAUGCCACUGCUCCUGCUCCCAGAGUCUGGUCAACCCAGGGCAUAUGGCCAGAGCUCCUCCUUGACCAGGCAAAGCUCACUCCUCAGCCCUCCGGGUCCUCAGUCUCAGUGCCAUGUGGGCACGGGGCCCACCUGGUGCAUCUGAAUCACUCCACAGCCAACGCUGGAACCUCCUCUCUGUCCAGAUGAGGAAACCUAGGUGGGGAGUGGGGCUCACGGAGCCAGGACAGGGUCCUCAUCUACCAUUCAGGUCUCAUCGUGUGCUUUUUCUUUCUCCCCAGGCUCUGGGAAGAUCAAAUCUGUGACAGUCUUUCUCCUCCUUCCUCUCUCUGGCCCCCACCCACUCCAGUCUCUCUUUUACUCCUGCUCGCACCUUAACUCCUUCUACCACCCCUGACCCCAGGCCCCUAGCACCUGGCCCUCCGCUUCCCCACCAGUGCAAAGGGGUGGCUGGAGCAACUCACCCAGGCAGGCCAGUCUGGCCCUCCUAUCUGUGGAUUUAAGAUUCUUCUCAGGAAGCUUCCGGUCAGCAGGAGGCUAUAAUAACAACCUUCCUUGCUUAGAGCAUUUUAAUUAAAUGCUUUCUGAUACACCUCCCACUCCGAUCUGCAUAAAAUAUUGAAGCAGGUUCUUACCUCUCUUCAACAUCAAAGCAGACAGAUCACAGGAGCCCGAGGGCCUUGCCUGAGGCCCCCAGCGCCAGCCCCCAGCCCUGGGCCAGCUCGUAGGAAAAGUUAGUCCACUAGAACUAAGGUUUCCCUCCAUCGUCCCAGCUUCAUUCAUUUCUAGUUCGGGGGGGUUCUGCAGGGCUAGGGGAGUCCAGCAGUGGGCAGAUGGGUUAUCCAGGAGCCUUGGGGCAGCUCUGGAGUGACUUACACGCGGAUUUCUUCACGUAACUUUCCCCAAAGCCUGUCUGGGAUACACUAGUUCAUUGGACACAACCAAAAAAAGUGGUGGCCAAGUAAUUUGAGCAACUCUAGGUUCAAUCUGAUCAAGCAGAUCUGCCAGCUGCAGGCCUUCUCAGAACCUUUAAUAUGCUAACAGACAUUUCAGAGUCCCAGGGAAGAAGCAAAGCGUUUCCUAAACUUCUCUGACUGCGUUCAGAGCGCUUCCGGCGGCAGAAUGCCCUUUGGAAAGCCUGUUUCUAUGGGCGGGGCGGGCUGGAAAGGGGGCAGGUUGUGGGGAGCAGGGUUUCCCUGUGUAGCCUGUGGUGCCCGGAGGAGAUAAACUGUGGUCUUAGCCUCACCCUGGGGCAGACAAGCUAUGGAAACCAAAUAGAAACACAAUAGUA